Humulus lupulus (European hop) is the source of this 429-nucleotide messenger RNA. Its product is annotated as S-protein homolog 5-like. The coding region runs from base 1 to 429 and encodes 142 amino acids. The record is from RefSeq and is a predicted model, not a curated record. NCBI's taxonomy places the organism in Eukaryota, Viridiplantae, Streptophyta, Magnoliopsida, Rosales, Cannabaceae. The transcript has a single exon.
AUGGUUCGAAACGGAAGAAUUCUGGGUUGGUGGGUGGCUGUACUAGUUUGUGUUUGUUUGUGGGACGAGGCAAUUCAAGCUCCGACCAAAAUGAGCUCUAACUCGCCUUGGGACCGGAAGUUCGUGAGAGUUGUGAACAAAUUGGAUGAGGGGUUGAGUCUGACCAUUCAUUGCAAAUCCAAAAACGAUGAUCUUGGUGUUCAUGUUUUGGGGAGAGAUGAGUAUUUUGAGUGGACAUUUUAUGUCAAUCUUUGGGAGACAACACUCUUCUUUUGUAGAUUCGAUUGGCGUGAUGCAUCGAAGACUUUUGAUGCUUAUAGGGCUAUAAGGGACAUCCAUAGAUGUAACCAUUGUCUUUGGGAGGCUAAGCCCGAUGCUAUCUAUGGCUCCACUGAAUCGGGUCAUAGACCUAUUGUAAUAGGUUGGUAA